Messenger RNA from Anthostomella pinea, 843 nucleotides. The record is from the annotation of a GenBank genome assembly. Lineage: Eukaryota; Fungi; Ascomycota; Sordariomycetes; Xylariales; Xylariaceae.
AUGACGGACGACACCGAACCCCAACAAUUCCCCCUCCCGGCGAUCCUCACCUACCCUUCCUCGAAAACCCCCGAGCUCAUCACCCAAGGCGCGGAAGGCCGCCUCUACAAGACGACGUACCUGCUCCCCUCGGUACCCUGCGCACUGAAAUACCGCCCGCCCAAGCCGUGGCGGCACCCGGUGCUCGACGCGCGCCUGACGCGCCACCGCAUCCUGUCCGAGGCGCGCGUCCUCGUCAAGUGCCGGCGCGAGGGCGUGGCCGUGCCCGCCGUGUACGCCGUCGACGAGGCCGCGGGCUGGCUGGCGCUGGAGUGGGUCGCGGGCGCGCCGGUGCGCGUUGGUGUUAAUGAGUGGCUGCGGCGGCGGCGCGACAGCGAGAGGGCGGCGGGCCGGGGCGGCGACGCUGUUGUUACGGGGGACGCGCCCGGGGACGCGGAUCUGGUGGCGCUGAUGCGCAGGAUUGCGGGCGCGCUGGGGAGGAUGCACAAGGUCGGCAUCGUGCAUGGGGAUCUGACGACGAGCAAUAUGAUGUUGAGGCCGUGGGGCGAGGGGAGGGAAAGGCCGGCGAACGGGCAUGCGGGUGGGCAGGGCGAUGGGCUGCUGGAGGGGGAGAUCGUGCUGAUUGACUUUGGGCUCGCGGGCCAGAGCACGUCAGAUGAGGAUCGCGCGGUCGAUCUGUAUGUGCUGGAGAGGGCGUUCGCGAGCACACAUCCACGAGCUGAGGCCUUGUUCUCCACGGUGCUGGAGAGUGCAUACAGGGAAGCUUUCAAACAGGCACCGAUCGUGUUGAAGAAGCUGGAGGAGGUGAGGAUGCGCGGCCGGAAGAGAAGCAUGCUGGGAUAG